AUGACCAAGCUAUUCAGUGCCCUACGACUCUGGGGCACCAUGAUUGUGAAACACUGCGAGAGCAAAGGCAUCAAGGUCAUCACAUGUCUCCCUGUCUCGAAGAAAAAUGACACAGACGAUCCUCCAAGCUUUACAUCAUUCAGAUUGUGCGUACCAGCGGCGGAAUUCAACAAGGUGAUGUCGCCUUCAAACUGGCCCAGCUCCGUACUAAUCCGUGAAUGGAUUUUCAAUAAAAACGACAAAACUAUUAACAAUAUAAACAACCAAUCGAGCAACAAACAACCAGAUGGUGCUACAAUGAACAAAAACACCGACGACAAUUUUAACCUCAACAUCGAUCCCAAUCAUGGAUGA
Helobdella robusta is the source of this 354-nucleotide messenger RNA. RefSeq lists its product as hypothetical. The record is from RefSeq and is a predicted model, not a curated record. NCBI's taxonomy places the organism in Eukaryota, Metazoa, Annelida, Clitellata, Rhynchobdellida, Glossiphoniidae. The transcript is spliced from 2 exons. The coding region runs from base 1 to 354 and encodes 117 amino acids.